Messenger RNA from Exophiala oligosperma, 1908 nucleotides. RefSeq lists its product as uncharacterized. The record is from RefSeq and is a predicted model, not a curated record. NCBI's taxonomy places the organism in Eukaryota, Fungi, Ascomycota, Eurotiomycetes, Chaetothyriales, Herpotrichiellaceae. The transcript has 5 exons. Gene Ontology annotation, cellular component: Golgi membrane; COPII-coated ER to Golgi transport vesicle; Golgi cis cisterna. Gene Ontology annotation, biological process: retrograde transport, endosome to Golgi; endoplasmic reticulum to Golgi vesicle-mediated transport. The coding region runs from base 263 to 682 and encodes 139 amino acids.
GGCUGCGUCAUUCCUGCCGUCGUCCGUCAAUCUGGAGAAAGCCACGAGAACGCGUAUUUUUUAUUUCGACCCCUGCAUGACCGAUUUCCAGAGGACAGUUAUGCUGUUUUCCAACAUCGAACUCAUCCUUCAGUCCCUCCGUACAGACCACGAAUUUCGCAAGUCAUUGUCACGGUCUUCUUCUUCGCCUCGUCGCUUUCACUUGCUCAAAAACUGCCCAACUUCCAUUCCUUAACAGCGCUUUCGCAGCUCAGCAGUCGCAAUGCCUAGCAUGUGGCUCACAGAUGUGCAGAAAAUCGGGGUCGCCUUUUGUUCGGGAGGUGGAUUGUUCCUGACUGGAGGUGUCAUCAUGUUCUUUGAUCGUUCUAUGCUGGCAAUGGGCAACAUCUUAUUCCUCAUCGGUCUCACUCUCAUCAUCGGAAUUCAGAAGACGUUUAUCUUCUUCGCAAGGCGACAGAAAUUGAAGGGAACAGCGGCCUUUAUGGCCGGCAUUCUUCUCAUCCUGAUCCGCUGGCCACUGACUGGAUUUCUGGUUGAACUUUACGGCAUAUUCGUCCUAUUUGGAGACUUCUUUGCCACGAUCGCAUCAUUCGCCGGCAACAUCCCUAUCGUGGGUCCGUAUAUCCAAAUGUUUCUGCAAAAGAUAUCGUCGGGCAGGAGAAAUGCAGAGUUGCCCGUAUGAGGGAAUGGAACAACUCCUACCAAAUCGACACUGAAGAUAUGGAUGAAGCAGAGUCUCAUGAGCAGAUCAUUAUUUCAUUACCGCCUGUGGCACGUCUAUGACAAGAUCAAGCAAAAUUUCCAAAAUUUCUGGGUAUCAUACUGGAGACGAAGGACAGCAGGAGGAGCCAUUUUCGACUACGAAACUGCGAAACGCCCAAGGGACUCUUUCUUACCGACCACCACUCUCUCAAACCCCAUAGCCGACACCUGUCAUAUCACCAGACCCACUUCCAGGCCAGCCUGGAAAUCCCUGAGCAUUCACAUCAGGCGCCGUCGCCAGCAGAUCAUAGCCCAUACCCAUACUCCAGAGCAUAUCAUCUUCGGUCUGCCAUCCUGCAAAUGUCCCAGUCGAUGUAGGCUGGCUAUGUGGCGAUAAAUAUGUAUCAUAACUACCCCCGGCAUUUGGGUGGGAUUGGGAUUGAGGAGUGUAUGCUGUUGGGGACAGUGUAUUGUGCUGCGCUGCGAGAAUAGUGGGUGUCCCAGAGCCAUACAAUUCUGAAUGAGGCUGUUGCGGCAUGGAAUGUGUGGGAUGUGCGAAUCUGCCCGCUUGUUGACCGUUGGCUCGUGCGGUCGUAGGGGCUUGAGCAUGAACAUUACCAUUCUCGGCCUUCCCAGGCCCCGCCUGUCCCAUGUUACUCUUGAGCAAUCUUUCGAACCCAUCAGCCAUCGCAUAUAAGAUGUGAUCCUUGCCGGCUCUACAACUUCUAAACAAGUCGAUUACAGCUUCGAUCAGCGGUUUCGUUUUCUGCUCGGGGUCGAUCGUGACGCCAAUGCCCGCCCAGCGAGAAGACAUCUUGAUCAAAAAGACCACAGCGAAAGCGAUAACGGUAUGCAGAUACAAAGGCACACCGACCAUGGAGUCUCGUAUCGAAGGUUCGUCGAGGACUAUGAUCAAGAUCUGAUGGGCCGAAUUGAUGGCCUGAGAGGCAAGUGGUCGAAGACUUGUUGGGAGAGUUGAUGUCGAGGAGAUGUUGAACAACGACCGCCCCCGUAGAGCGAGGGAAUUGAGCAUCAUGGACGCGAAAUAGUAAUGUAAAUCGACGCCUAAAAUUUCCCGACAGUCAGUCAGCUUGUUUUCACUCUUUCUUGUCGUUGCAUGCAAUUUUUUCCUCCCGCGAUAGUAAUCAAUAACAAAAUACUGUACGUACCGACGGCGGGAUAGUCCCCGAUAUGGGCAUCUCUGUU